Messenger RNA from Mesocricetus auratus (golden hamster), 4163 nucleotides. It is a transcript of the gene Slc26a4, whose product is annotated as solute carrier family 26 member 4. The transcript is spliced from 20 exons. Gene Ontology annotation, molecular function: chloride transmembrane transporter activity; oxalate transmembrane transporter activity; bicarbonate transmembrane transporter activity. The record is from RefSeq and is a predicted model, not a curated record. The coding region runs from base 1366 to 3708 and encodes 780 amino acids. Lineage: Eukaryota; Metazoa; Chordata; Mammalia; Rodentia; Cricetidae. Gene Ontology annotation, biological process: transmembrane transport. Gene Ontology annotation, cellular component: membrane.
UGAAACUUGGUGCCCAGAGGGUCCAUACUUUUGAGCGUCUUUCCCGUUUGCUUCAGAACCCUAGCCGGGCACGAAUGACCCGAAGUACCAAGCCCUUCUGCCCUGACUUUAACCAUGCAGUAGUUUCAGCUGGUUUCCCAACAGAGUACAAAACAAUGCAGCUCAGAACCACUCUUCCUUGUCUUGAUUCUUGCUUGUUCCAUCGGAAAGCCUCCUGGUUAUCUAGCUGGAGGACAACACAUUAAAGAGACGAAGAAGCCGAUGAGAAGGGGACCACCUCUACACCUGAGUUUGUGAAUUACACACACGCACAAAAGUGGAAAGAAUUUGUGUCUAAAAUCAGUGGCAGACUACAGCCUCCUCCCCACACCCACUGACUCCUCCACUUGGGGUAGGUGAGCCUAGACCAGACUGUGGAUUCUGACAACCCGGGAACCGGGGUCUCCCAACACGGAAGCUCUGGCCUGUCCCUGACCUCACAGCCCUAGUUGUGGUAUGAGUGAAGAUCCAGUGGCACCUGUGGGCCAACCUUUAAGACUCACAGCCCUCUGGUUUGGGAAAGGGAAGACCGCAGGAGAGGUAGGACUUUUUUCCUGGUUGAGAUUCGUGGGGAAAGAUUGCUGCUUCUGUAUCCUUCUGUUCGACUGAGGUGUCUCUGUUGCUCCAUAAAUAAAACGUCCCACUGCUUUUGGUGAGCGCUAUAAAGGCAGCAGGAAGACUGUCCCCAGGGCAUUCCGGGCAGGCAGAGAGCACGGAACCCAAACAGGUGAGUUCAUCGCAGAAGAUGCAGUAGGCUGCACCCCUCCCUGUUGUAACCCUCUAGGGAUGGGACAGGUCAGGCGCCGGAGGACAAGGCAGGGCAGGCAUCAGAAAAGGCGAGACAAAAAGAAACUAGGGAUCGGACUGGGAAAGUCGUUGCACCUGUCCCCGAGUGGGACGGCACGGCUGCAGCCCAGAGUACACGGAGCCGCGUUUCCCGUAGAGUGCGGGAGUACAGGACCCCUUCCUUGUCUCACGAACCCGGUCGGGGGAGAUUUCAGGACGCGGACAGCGCCCUGACCGCCAAGGGAGGGCACCCAGGUCAACUCCCCAAAGCGGGUUCCCUCCCGGGACAGCGGGGAUACCCGGGCUCUGGUGCGGGAGACACUGAAAUCCUCAGCUGCCGUCCUUCAGGCGGCCGAAGGGGAGAUUUGUCGCCAACGCCAAGGACUGCAGGACCCGACCGGCUCUGCAGCGCGGCUACCCCAGGUGUCACGGGAGGCUGCUCCCGGGUGCCCGCGGCGGACUCUUCCCCUGCCUGGCGCUGCCGAGCGUCCUUCCUCGCUGCGUCCCCUCCCUGCCGGUGGUCCCUCGGGUUCGCAGGCCAUGGCAGCGCCGGGCAGCAGCCCGGAGCCGCGGCAGCUCCCCGAGUACAGCUGCAGCUACGUGGUGUCGCGGCCGGUGUACAACGAGCUCACCUUCCAGCAGCAGCGCGAGCGGCGACUGCAGGAGCGCAGGACGCUGCGGGACAGCCUGGCUCGGAGCUGCAGUUGCUCAAGAAAGAGAGCCUUUGGCGUUCUGAAGACUCUCCUGCCCGUUCUGGACUGGCUCCCCAAAUACCGAGUCAAGGAAUGGUUGCUCAGUGACAUCAUCUCUGGAGUUAGCACUGGACUAGUGGGAACCCUGCAAGGAAUGGCUUAUGCCCUGCUAGCUGCAGUUCCUGUAGAAUAUGGUCUCUACUCUGCCUUUUUCCCUAUCCUGACGUAUUUUGUCUUUGGAACGUCAAGACACAUCUCAGUUGGCCCUUUCCCCGUGGUCAGUCUAAUGGUGGGAUCUGUUGUUCUGAGCAUGGCUCCGGAUGAACACUUCAUUGUGCCCAGUGGUAACGGAAGUGCGUCAAACGUGACCACGUUAGACGCCGGAACCAGAGAUGCCACAAGAGUACUGAUCGCAAGCACCCUCACUCUUCUGGUUGGAAUCAUACAGCUGGUAUUUGGAGGUCUGCAGAUUGGAUUCAUCGUGAGGUACUUGGCAGACCCUUUGGUUGGUGGAUUUACAACGGCUGCCGCCUUCCAAGUGCUGGUCUCACAGCUAAAGAUUGUGCUCAACGUUCCAACCAAAAACUACAAUGGCAUCCUCUCCAUUAUCUACACACUAAUUGAGAUUUUUCAAAAUAUCGGUGACACCAAUAUUGCAGAUUUCAUUGCUGGGUUACUUACCAUCAUCAUCUGUAUGGCUGUUAAGGAAUUAAAUGAUCGAUUUAAACACAAAAUCCCAGUCCCUAUUCCUAUAGAAGUGAUUGUGACAAUAAUUGCAACUGCCAUUUCCUAUGGGGCCAACUUGGAAAAAAAUUACAAUGCUGGCAUUGUUAAGUCCAUCCCAAGUGGGUUCUUGCCCCCUGCACUUCCAUCUGUGGGUCUGUUUUAUGACAUGCUGGCUGCAUCCUUUUCCAUCGCGGUGGUGGCUUAUGCCAUUGCAGUGUCUGUAGGAAAAGUCUACGCCACCAAGCAUGAUUAUCUAAUCGACGGGAACCAGGAAUUUGUUGCCUUUGGGAUAAGCAACGUGUUCUCUGGAUUCUUCUCCUGUUUUGUGGCUACCACUGCUCUGUCUCGAACAGCUGUCCAGGAGAGCACCGGGGGAAAGACACAGGUUGCUGGCAUCAUCUCAGCUGGGAUUGUAAUGAUUGCCAUUGUUGCCCUGGGGAAGCUUCUGGAACCCUUGCAGAAGUCAGUAUUGGCAGCUGUUGUCAUUGCCAACCUGAAAGGGAUGUUCAUGCAGGUGUGUGACGUUCCUCGCCUGUGGAAGCAGAAUAAGACUGAUGCUGUUAUCUGGGUGUUUACAUGCAUAAUGUCCAUCAUUCUGGGGCUGGACCUGGGUUUGCUAGCAGGCCUUUUAUUUGGACUACUGACUGUGGUUCUGAGAGUUCAGUUCCCAUCAUGGAACAGCCUUGGAAGUGUCCCCAGUACAGACAUCUAUAGAAGUAUCUCACAUUACAAAAACCUUGAAGAGCCUGAAGGAGUGAAGAUUCUGAGAUUUUCUAGUCCCAUUUUUUAUGGCAAUGUUGAUGGUUUUAAGAAAUGUGUCAUGUCCACAGUUGGAUUUGAUGCCAUUAGAGUAUAUAAUAAGAGGCUGAAAGCAUUGAGAAGAAUACAGAAACUCAUCAAAAAAGGACAACUAAGGGCAACAAAGAACGGGAUCAUAAGUGAUGCUGGCUCUUCAAAUCAUGCUUUUGAACCCGAUGAAGAUGCUGAGGAGCCAGAGGAGCUUGAUAUCCCAACCAAAGAAAUUGAGAUUCAAGUGGACUGGAACUCUGAGCUCCCGGUUAAAGUGAAUGUCCCCAAAGUGCCAAUCCACAGCCUGGUGCUGGACUGUGCGGCCGUGUCUUUCCUGGAUGUGGUAGGAGUGAGGUCCUUGCGAAUGAUUGUGAAAGAAUUUCAGAGAAUUGACGUGAAUGUGUACUUUGCUUUGCUUCAAGACGAUGUGCUAGAAAAGAUGGAGCAGUGUGGGUUCUUCGACGACAGCAUCAGGAAGGACAGAUUCUUUCUGACCGUUCACGACGCCAUACUCUAUCUGAAGAACCAAGUUAAAUCCCAGCAGAGCCAGGAUUCCCUUCUAGAGACGAUCACUCUCAUUCAAGACUGUAAGGAUCCUCUUGAACUGAUGGAAGCAGAGAAGAAUGAGGAAGAACUUGAUGUUCAGGAUGAGGCCAUGCGUAGACUUGCUUCCUGAGAGUGGUCAGGGACUGCUAGACCUGCUUGGCCGUCGUUCUCUGCAACUGUUCUCUGCACUGACUCCUUCAUACUUAAGCAGCCGUCCUUUUACUGCUAUGUUAAAAAUAUUUACAUUUUUAAACUUCCUAGGCCUUACACAAGAAACACUGGUCAUUUCUAUGUCUUAAUACAGAAAACACACAGCUUAGCUCUAAAAUAUCCAAAACCAUGAGAAUCAUCCCUGAAAAUCAGCAAUGUCUGGGACCUGGUGACAGUGCUCAGUGCUGCUGGCACCAUGACAGGUUUGCUGUGUCCACAGGGUACACUGUAUCCCUGUUAAGCAGCCUUUAUGGGCAGGCGAGCCAGGAAGGACUAAUUACAAAGAAAGAUGAUGGACCCUGACUGACCUUGAGAUCUGUGUACUAAUGUACUCAUUAAGGAGCUUAAAAAAAUAAAACCAAUCUUUGAAACAUA